Suricata suricatta (meerkat) is the source of this 3491-nucleotide messenger RNA. RefSeq names its product DnaJ heat shock protein family (Hsp40) member C27 (gene DNAJC27). The transcript is spliced from 9 exons. Bases 173 to 1189 code for a protein of 338 amino acids. NCBI's taxonomy places the organism in Eukaryota, Metazoa, Chordata, Mammalia, Carnivora, Herpestidae. The record is from RefSeq and is a predicted model, not a curated record. Gene Ontology annotation, molecular function: GTP binding; GTPase activity.
AGAGCUCCCAACCGCCCGCGCCCGCUGCUAGGCAGCGGCGGGGAUGGCGAGCCGCGGAGCCCGGGCGGUGACGAUAGCAGCAGUUCCGCCAUUGGACGAGGAGGCCUGAGGGACGGGCCAGCCUGGUGAACAAGGAGAUACCGAGGCGGGUGGCCCCGAGAGAGCGAGGGCAAUGGAGGCUAACAUGCCGAAGCGGAAGGAGCCCGGCAAGUCCCUGCGCAUCAAAGUCAUCUCCAUGGGCAACGCCGAGGUGGGAAAAAGCUGUAUCAUAAAACGGUACUGUGAGAAAAGAUUUGUGUCUAAAUAUCUUGCAACAAUUGGAAUUGACUAUGGAGUCACAAAGGUACAAGUCAGAGACCGAGAAAUCAAAGUUAACAUCUUUGAUAUGGCUGGACAUCCCUUCUUCUAUGAGGUUCGUAAUGAGUUCUACAAGGAUACGCAGGGUGUAAUACUGGUCUAUGAUGUGGGCCAGAAGGACUCCUUCGAUGCCCUUGACGCUUGGCUGGCAGAGAUGAAGCACGAUCUGGGGCCUCACGGAAACAUGGAGAAUAUCGUGUUUGCGGUGUGUGCCAACAAGAUUGACUGUACCAAGCCCCGCUGUGUGGAUGAAAGUGAAGGACGUCUCUGGGCUGAAAGCAAAGGGUUCUUGUACUUUGAAACUUCGGCACAAACCGGAGAAGGAAUCCAUGAGAUGUUCCAGACCUUCUACGUAUCCAUAGUUGACUUAUGUGAAAAUGGCGGGAAACGCCCUGUCCCGAACAGCAGUGCUAGUUUCACCAAAGAACAAGCAGAUGCCAUUCGCAGAAUUCGAAACAGUAAAGACAGCUGGGACAUGUUGGGAGUCAAACCUGGGGCCUCAAGGGACGAGGUCAACAAAGCCUACCGGAAGCUGGCGGUGCUGCUUCACCCCGACAAGUGCGUGGCGCCUGGCAGUGAAGACGCCUUCAAAGCAGUCGUGAACGCCCGGACAGCCCUCCUGAAGAACAUCAAAGAAGGAAACAACAAAAACAGAAGCAAACCAUAUCAAAGCCCCUCCAAAGUCUCCACCUCAGUAUCCAAGGAAUGGUUGAAGAUCAAGUAUAUCAAGACUGACCAUUCUUCCCGUCAGAACUGGUCUCACCGUUUGACCCAUUUUCUCAUCAAUCUCAGCACGUUACUCGUACCAUUAGCUGCGACCGCCCUGCGCUGACUGGGCCUUUAAGGUACAUAAAAUGUCUGUGAAUUUUAAACGGCUGUCCCUACCGAUCACCAAAUAGCAUUCACCUUCUACUAAGAGGAAAGGCCAGUUUGUUUUAACUCCAGCCCGCUGCAGUCUUCUGGACUCUUCUCUCCGCAGCGGCUUCACUUGGUGUGGCUGCGCCCGAGCUGCUUUGAGCUUGUCGUUAGGAAACCAAACACUGUUUUCUAGCAUCGCUUUUCAUCUUGGUGAUAUUGAAAAUGCUUCUUUUUUACAAAUUGAGUCUGAUAUAUGAUUUCCUGGGGAUUUUCCUCUGGACUUUUAAUUUUAAAUAGCUUCUGGGACUGCAGAAUGCCAACGCAAAGUUCUUCUGAAUUUCAGUUUUGCUUAAGGCCUUUAUCACGCCUAACGUAAUUAAACAUAGGUGUAUUCUUGCAACAGAACUAGCGUCAUAUAAACGAGGAAUUGUGCAUGGUAGUGUCAGCCCCAUAGACGUGACAGCUCAGAGCGCAUGUGGCCCUGUGUAAACCCUGUGCCAGUUUCAUCACUGUCACUGAAGACCACACUGGUCAUCUCAUUCAAGUUCAUUGUGCAGAUGAGCAGUUACAGCAGAGAGGUCUUGAGCUUCUGUUCCCGUACAGGUGGCUUGUUGGAAUUUAGCCCGAUUUUGGUUCUUAGGCCUUGGAACUCAGUUAACCUUCAUUGUUAAUGUGAAGGGUGGCCAUGAACUACUUCAUUUAUGUAAAAGAAAGAAAAGAAAGUUAAGUUUCAGGGUCCUAGAAUUUGUCCAAGUGCCACAAUCCUUGAGUAGAAUAUUAAGGGAUAAUAAGGCAUGAUUUGCAAUGCAAAGGUUUUCGGUACGAACUCCAUACAAAACUGUGUAGACCUCUGUGUGUUAAUUUAAAUUCUCGGUGCACAUAUGGACUUUGUAGUUCAACCUGAUGAAAGCUUCAGCCAGUUAGGAUUUCAAAGUAUAUCGGUGAGAGUAACAAGUUGUGGCAGCAUUCCAUGAGCUAAAAAAAAAUUGAUGGAGAAUUUCAUUUUUCAGAAAAGAAUGAAAAGUUUCGAACAGCUCUUAUUAAAGAAAAGUCAUUGCCUCCACAUCUGAGUCACCAAGAAAUCACAGUUUUAAAGCUUGUUAGAAAUCCCUUGAGGCCUUUCCAACUAAUUGCCCAUCCUCCCUAAGCACUUUAACACACACCCUCCUGUUUCCCUUCUGUUUCCCUUUGUGGCUUCUUCUGAAUUAGUGUUCUCAGCUGUCAGCCCUCUUUCACUCCAGCUCAUCAUUUCAUUUCUUCACACAGAUGUGUCCUUGGCUGUUAGCCUGUUAGCUUAAACGUCCAGGCCUAGAGUAUUGUGCUGCUACCCGGGAUAAAUUGCUGGAAUUCUUUAGGUUGCACACUAUCCUUUAAGGCUUACAUUUACCUCAGGAAACUUACUCUAGUAUGUUCUCAUGCAUUGAACUCUCAACUGGUAAGGAAUUUCUUUGUAUCCAUGAAUAAGCCAGUACCUGGAUCACUGUUAGUCAAAAGAGCCAUAGCUAAGGCAGCUAAGUUUCUGAAAGACAGCCAGAGCACGUAAGCGGCCCCCCGAGCCCUGAAUCAGUAGCCGCUCACCAGAGAACAGUGACCGAGGGGGAGGGAGGUAUUUCAGUCCCAAGUUAGAGAGGGUGGAGCCGUGUGCACAUUGCCUCUGACAUUGACAGCGACAGUGCCCUUCUCAAAAGCAGUUUCCGUAGGCGCUGGAAUGUCACUCCCUUCUCCGCUGCACGCCAUCUAGCUCGCUCUGAGUCUGCCAACGUUUUUGUAAAACUUUGGAAAAUGAGUUUAGCUGAGAAAUACAGCUACCCACCUUCCCUUGCAAGUUUUGCAAAGGGAAGGAGGGUUCACACGUCUCAUAUUUGGUACUUAGCACAACUGUAGGGUAGUAAUGUUUGCACAUUGGUGUUUCCAUUUGACAUUUCUAGAAAAGACAAAAAGUUUAAAUUUGUGACGUGGGUAAGUUAGAUUCUGUCUAACAAGCAGUGCAAUAUUAAGCCGUGCCAAAAAGGCUCUGUUGGUGAAAUGACUUGUUGGCAGGUUGGACGGUGUGGGUUCGCGCCCUGCAUUGAUUUCCCACAGGGCCAUCGUCCCCUCUGACUGAAUGCAGAGUCUCUAAAGAAACCCUUUGCUCUUACGAGGUAAUUUGCAUAUUUGCUUUCUGUUGAAAUAACUGAAAAUGUUAGAUCCAAUGGUUGUUUAUGUCUUGUAUAGAGAGUGUCAUAUGUAUUUAAGUUGCGUAUUUUUAUAAAAUAAAGCCAAAAACCAAACACCGG